Messenger RNA from Triplophysa dalaica, 5518 nucleotides. It is a transcript of the gene kcnab2a, whose product is annotated as potassium voltage-gated channel subfamily A regulatory beta subunit 2a. The transcript is spliced from 14 exons. Gene Ontology annotation, molecular function: transmembrane transporter binding; potassium channel regulator activity; voltage-gated potassium channel activity. Gene Ontology annotation, cellular component: juxtaparanode region of axon; voltage-gated potassium channel complex; membrane. NCBI's taxonomy places the organism in Eukaryota, Metazoa, Chordata, Actinopteri, Cypriniformes, Nemacheilidae. Gene Ontology annotation, biological process: regulation of action potential; transmembrane transport; potassium ion transport. The record is from RefSeq and is a predicted model, not a curated record. The coding region runs from base 555 to 1748 and encodes 397 amino acids.
UAGGCAUCACGACAUGAGAAGACAAACUGUUUAUUGAUGCAUCAGUCUGUUUGAAUACAUUGCGCAUCGUGUGCCGACACUUUCAUGCAACAGACCUGACGCUGUGAGCUGAGAAAUGUAAAAACAGCUGUGUCUGUGAUCAGGGUUGAAAGAAGGAUUGCAAAGAGAGAGUGCUGAACUUGGAAGUAAAAAUUGAGAUCCUGCCUUUCUGUGGACAUUUUGUGGAAAAUCUAGCUGUAUGUGGCAUGGAGUUCCUGAGCAGCAAACUAGAUGAUAAUCGAACUGUGAACUUCAUGUGCCGGUUGGGACAGCAAUGAUAUGGGAUUUGUGGGUCGCUCUGGAGACGGUCGAGUACGGCUACAGCGGAUCAGUUCUCCCGGUCCUUCCCCACCUCUCAGUGAGCGCUCCGACUGAAGCAAACAGGAUUCAAGUCCACUGAGAAACUUUUGAGAAGUGCUUUUAACUUUGCGUUUUCAAGCAAAUUGUUUUAAUUGUGCACAUUUUGAGGACUGUGCUCUUCAGGUGAGGUUUUUUGUGAAAGCUCUUCAGUCACAAUGCAGGUUUCAUUUGUGUGCACGGACCAUCGGUCCAUGAGCCGUAGCACGGACGAUAGACUCAAUCGACAAAACGCCAACAGUCCAAACACGGGCACCCGGAGCAAGUUCAAAGCCGUGGCUAUGGUGGCCCGGAGCCUCGGUCAGCUGUCCGUCCAAAGCGUGCCCACUACAAGCGACCAGAGCAUUAGAACUGGCAUGAAAUAUAGAAACCUGGGGAAGUCUGGCCUGAGAGUCUCGUGUCUUGGAUUAGGAACAUGGGUGACAUUUGGAGGACAGAUCCCAGAUGAGAUGGCUGAGCAGCUGAUGACUCUGGCGUACGAAAACGGGAUCAAUCUGUUCGACACAGCCGAGGUCUACGCUGCGGGAAAGGCGGAGCUGGUGCUGGGAAACAUCAUCAAGAAGAAAGGAUGGAGACGCUCCAGUUUUGUCAUUACAACAAAAAUAUUUUGGGGUGGAAAAGCAGAGACAGAGAGAGGACUUUCUAGAAAACACAUUAUAGAAGGUUUAAAGGCAUCAUUGGAGAGACUGCAGUUAGAAUAUGUGGAUGUAGUGUUCGCAAACAGACCAGACCCCAACACACCCAUGGAAGAGACGGUGCGGGCGAUGACCCAUGUGAUCAAUCAGGGAAUGGCCAUGUACUGGGGCACAUCACGCUGGAGUCCUAUGGAAAUAAUGGAAGCAUAUUCAGUGGCCCGUCAGUUUAACCAGAUUCCCCCGAUCUGUGAACAGUCUGAAUAUCACAUGUUCCAGAGAGAGAAAGUGGAGGUCCAGCUGCCCGAGCUCUUCCAUAAGAUCGGUGUCGGUGCGAUGACUUGGUCUCCGCUGGCCUGUGGAAUCAUCUCAGGGAAAUACGACAGCGGGGUCCCACCGUACUCCCGCGCCUCGCUGAAGGGCUACCAGUGGUUGAAGGACAAGAUUUUGAGCGAGGAGGGCCGACGCCAGCAGGCGAAGCUGAAAGAGCUGCAGGCAAUCGCUGAGCGGCUGGGCUGCACGCUGCCGCAGCUGGCCAUCGCGUGGUGCCUGAGAAAUGAGGGUGUAAGUUCUGUGCUCCUCGGAGCAUCCAACACGGACCAGCUCAUGGAGAAUAUAGGAGCAAUACAGGUUCUUCCAAAGCUGUCUUCCUCCAUCGUGCACGAGGUGGACAGUAUCCUGGGCAACAAACCCUACAGUAAAAAGGACUACCGCUCCUAGUGCGGGACAAGACAGGACCCGGGCCGCUCCGCACCUUUGCCUGAUUCUCCGUUCGCUUCAGCUUUACUGAAUGAGCACCGGCCGCAUGAGACGGGCAAGCACCCACACACCCUGGAGAGAGACUUUUACAACACAAAGGGCGAGAAAGUUCAAAACAAACAAAAGCAACAAAAAAAUAGGCAUUCAUCGGCAAAUGGGUUGAAAUGCAGGAUAGAAAGCAAUGCAUCGUGCUUACGGAUGCAUCCGUUAUACAUUUAUCUCUACAGAAAAGGUACAAGAAAAUAUAGGGUAUUUAAUAAUGUACGUUAACAAAAACAUGCUUGCUUGGUUGCCGAAGAGUUUAGUUUUUCCUCUUUGCUUUUUUUAUAUCGAAUGCAGAACAACAAAACUGGAGCUCAAGCCGAAUUUUCCCAUCAGUUGCACAUGAUUCACAGCCGCUCGCGCCCGUUUGGAUUUGCAUAUAAUGUUAAUGUCAUCCAGGCCCGGAACUCUUCACUGUGUCGUCUGCGUUACGAAUGCAUCCCUCCCCGCAGGCAAAUCGAUUUAAGCACUUUAAGACAACAUGAGAUGAGAGAACUUAUCCCAACUCUCUGGUGUUGAAAGAGGCAAAAAGUAAAUUGAGGCUUUUGGUCGUUCCACAUUGCGUCGCUUGCGUCGUUCUUAGUUUAGACUUUAGAAUUCAAACAGCUUUUUAUCCAUCCUUGCUUUGCUAACAGGGCUGUAUGAGACAUCUCGAUGUCAGAUUACUCCAUCAGGUCUUGUGGUUUUGAAGAUCUGUGGAAUUGGACAGUGAUGAGGUUUGGUCUUCCCUCUACAGAAAAUACCUGCUCCCAGCACUCACGUCUAGUGUUUCAUGUACUAAUAUCAAAACUAUCCACUUAAUAGAUUGAAUUAUCUGUAUUAAAGACGGGAUAGGAAUGCUUCUGUCAUCACUGCUUUCGUAAUGCAAAAGAUUGACAUUUUUUAGUCAAGUUCCAUCCCAACAAAAUGAAAAGAAAUCAAGAAUUGAUUUAUAAACCUUAAAGCAAUGGACACAUUUGUCCGUAAAAGGAGUAUUAAAACAUUUGCAGAGGAAAUGCAAUGCAAACAUGUUUCUUAAAGUAGGCUUCAUUAUUUUGGAGACAUUUUUUUAAAUUCAUGAUUGUAAAUAAUUUGGGGUCCAGAUGUUUCUUGAUCAGACUAAACUCAUAAAACAAACUCGUGAUUAAAAUGAGAAGAAAAGGAAAAUCUGUGCUGUUAAAUCUCGCUCUCGCCAUGAAACGGAUCUCUCGCUUGCUUCAAAAAAAGUGAAUUGAAUGCACUGUCUAUCAGUAAAAUAAUGUUUGACGUGAAAAACCUACACAAAAUAUGAAUUAUAAGUGUUGCUGGGAGUGACGUCACAGCACAACGUGAUGACUGGACAGAUGUUCCUAGCCAAUAGAAAAGCAGACUGUUUAAACUGGCCAAUAGGAGCAUAGAUGUGUUUGUGAAAGCAGCUCAGGGACUGCGGUAGAAUGUCUCCGUUCGCUUGUGUGUACGCGUGUGUAUGUGCGACAGCGUGGGCUAAAUUGUCUAACAUCUCAUUUCUGCUCACUGGACAUUUUCACAAUGUACCAGAGACGAUAUGUGUGGCUUAAGCCAAAGAUCUACCCCUCAUCCCGUCUAUAUCAUGACCCCUGUGUCCUCUGUUUUUUGCGGCAUGUAUUUGGUCUUUAAACUGUGCUUUGCCAUCUUUCCACUUCUUUGUAUAAUCACUCUGACUUGUCAUGCUCUUGGUAGCGCUAUAAAUGUAAGUGCAUAUAUACAAAUAAACAUAGCACACAUAGUACGGACGAUAAGAAGUCUUUAGAUCUUUUUCUAAAUGAAGACAAAACCAAUUCAUCAAUAAGAUAUUAUUGAAAUUGAUAAGGAGGCCGAGCUCUUUCAAACGUUCACCGACAGGUUCACAAUCGACCUGUCGCUGAUCAAGCAUGAGGUUCAUUCCGGAAGCAUGCAGUCACUCGCAUUUAGUGGACAUUUUUAAAACUGGCUAGUGCUGCUUUUUAAAUCCUCUUCAAACAGAUUUGCACAAAUGUUAAGACGAUACCUUUUGUAAAAUAUCAUUUAUGAUGAUGUUAAAAAAUUGACAUACGAUCAGACCAAGUAUUCUCAGAAUCAUGUGCUUACGGCAAUUCAUUCUUAAAAGAUUAAUGGUUUUGUGUAACGGGUUGAGUAACAGCUACAUUAUCAACCUGAACUGGUGUCCAUAGCAUCUGUGAGUUAGUGUGUCGUCUGAAGAACGUUUGGAGACACAUGAUGUUUAUUGUGUGUUAAAAAUGAUUCCAUUCGCUGAAAAACGUGCACCUUAUUUGUUUAGUUGGUUAUGUGCCGUUUGUACUGUUUUAAACUUCCCCAGCUAACAGGAAACGUUCUCUAAACAUUGUCUCAAGGUUGUCAAAGCGUUUUUGCUGCAAUGUGAAAAAAGCUUUUUAUCAUUAUUACAGUAUACAUUUAAAAAAUGUUACAUAGAUAGUGGAACGAUUAAAAGAUUAAGAAAUAUCAAUUUUAAAACUUGUUAGCUGGGUCAUGAUUCAUUCUGGGUUCAGUACAAGUGAAGCUUGGUCAAGAGACAUUACCUUGGAUAUUUUAUUUCAUAGACAAACAAAAAGUUAUAUUUCUUACACGUUACCCUAAACAUCUUGUAUUUGCAAGCUUGAAAUGAUAAAAUACUAGUGUAAUAAUAUGUAUAAUGUUUAUUUUAAUAAUGUCACAGAUGCCGUCAUUGAGCUUCACUUGUGUUGAACUCGUAACAUUUCAUUGUGUAUUAUCAUCAAAAGUGUUGAGUGUAAGAACUAAAACUAGAUUUCCAGAUUUCUGGUCAAAACUGUAGAUUUGUUGAAGACGGUCGGGUUGAGUUUAGAUCAGAUGUGAGUGAAGUGUUGAUAUUGAUGUGUCCUCAUCACUGUGUUCUUUAGAUACUAGAGCAGAGUUUCAGGAUGGAUUGCAGAAGGCGAAAUGAAAAUCAAACUGCUCGUUUCUCACAUAACACUGACAUUGAUUUACAUGUUUUCUUUUGUAAGACGGGAGAUGUCUGCUUUUCACUAAUAUUUUCAGUUUGAUUUAGUGGUUUACAUGUCAGCCUGUGUCUGGACGUAAAGUAGAUGCUUGUGGAUGAGUUCUAGCACUUCAUUUGUUUGGAGUAUGAUAAUGCCCCCAUUUAGUCGUACAAUUGCGUUACCUUUAAAAUGUAAAUGAAACUUGCUUUCAGAAGUUUGAAACAUAUGAAUCAAAUGACAGUAUUUUGUUUAUUUUGUUGAGACUUAAAGUGGCUGAGCAGGGAAACGUGGAAAUGGUGUCUGUGUUAAAUGGGUAUUAUCAGGUUGGAGAAGUAAGAUGUGUGUUGAAUGAUUCUUUUUAUGCUUUUUUUCCCAAUGAGAUUAUUUUUCACGUUUACUAUUUCACAAAGAUUAAGACAAGAAUAUGAUUUUAUUUUUUUACCAUCCUUUGUUGCCCUCUAGUGGUACUGACUGAGGUGAUGAUGAUUUCAAAGAGCAAUUAUUUGCACUGAUUAUGCAUUUUUAGAGAAUAUUCUGUGAAAUGUAUACAAUGGCAAGCUAAAAUUCCACGCUUCGUGGAGAAAUACUGUAUGUCGAGUCAGAUAUCUGUAUAUAGUUUGACCUUUAGCCUAGUAUGUUCUUUUAUUUUCACGAAAAGGCAUUUGCUCACUGCAUUGCGCUUGAAUCUGAAUUCAGAGAUGUACAGUCACAGUAUCUAUGAAAUGACAACUAUAAAACAAUGACUAUAAAAACAAA